Molecule: messenger RNA, 2047 nt
Organism: Hypomesus transpacificus
Lineage: Eukaryota; Metazoa; Chordata; Actinopteri; Osmeriformes; Osmeridae
Gene: nrxn1a
Product: neurexin 1a
Exons: 5
Coding region: 1241-2047 (268 amino acids)
Source: RefSeq, a predicted model, not a curated record
UCUCGCAUCUAUUCGAGCAAUCUCUCGGUUACGUUCACAUCGAAUUUGGUGGAAGGACAUAGUCUAGUCAGGGUUAUGCCAUUAUCAUUUAGAUCUUCCAGUCCCCCCACCGAAUUCAAGUCUCCAGUAAUUGAGUUUCUGUUCCGUGCAGACGGUGAGCGCGCGCUGUCCAAGGUGCUGCAGCAGCGCGCAGCCCCGCCCAUUCGCUCCUUAUCGCAACCACGUGACGUUCGAGUUCGUGGAGCAUCAGACUGCACCUUUUUCCUCCUCACAGGAGAGAGAGAGAGAGACAGAGAGAGAGAGAGAGAGAGAGAGAGAGAGAGAGAGAGAGAGAGAGAGAGAGAAAGAGAGAGAGAGCGCAAUCGAGCGUCUGUUGGAUGCAAUGGUAGACUACCUUGUCGCCAGGAGACAGGGCUUUUCUUUCUGUCCUGGUUUGAUAUCGGUUCCCAGUGUUAGGGAGACCUGAUUGCCUGCUCCGCGUUUCUCCUCUCACAGCGGGUUCAGUGUUCAUCACAUGAAAAGAAGAAAACCGAUCAGAAACUGCACUACACUGUCAUGGAACCGACCAAAGGAUGUGUUGAAGGUCGCUGGAUAGAGUGAUGACGCGGCAUUAAGGGACACACACACAGCUUUCCAAAGACAGAAAAAACAUCCAGGUCUGCUAUGAAAGUGCCGUCUCUUUCUGUCACUUGUGUGUGAGACAAACACACCUACACACACACACACACACACACACACACACACACACACACACACACACACACACACACACACACACACACACACACUGGGAAAUUGCCCACUCUUGGGAACAGGCCCAGGGCACAGAGAUGGAGCUCAUAUUACACUUUUACCAUCAGUAGUACACACAUGCGCGCACACACAUAUUCAGCAACAACAUACAAGGAGUUCUGAACGUGGAGGAAGAACACGGUCCAGACCUACAAGAACCCUCCCAGGGUGAAGCAAGGCCUGAAGAUUAGCAGACGACACCAAGAGGCCCUGUGCCAACCCCAGGCUCCCAGCAUCCUGUCCCAGUGCCUCUGACGGCCCUAUGAAGACUUUGGUGAGCCAAUAAGAGCGUAUCCGGCCUUCAAAGGGGGUGAAGAAGGCUCCUACAGUUAGCACCAUGAGCUGUAGGCUGGAGAGUCCCUCACUGCUCUAGCCCCUGUCCUCUCCUGUGUGUGUGUGUGGGUGUGCGCGCGCGUGUGUGUGUGUGUGCGCGCGUGAGACGGCGUGUAUGAGUGCGAGCGUGUGUGCGAUGGCGGUGUGCGUGUGGGCCGCGGCCCCCCUGCUGUUCCUGGGGCUGUGUCUGUGCAGCGUGGGGGGGCAGGCCCGCGGGGAGGUGCUGGAGUUUGGGGGCGUGUCGGGCCAGUGGGGCCGCUUCCCGGUGUGGAACGCCUGCUGCGAGAGCGUGCUCAGCUUCAGCCUGCGGACUCACAGCCAGGAGGGCCUGCUGCUCUACCUGGACGACGAGGGAUUCUGCGACUUCCUGGAGCUGCUCCUGCUCCACGGCCGCCUCCGCCUGCGCUUCUCCAUCUUCUGCGCCGAGCCGGCGGAGGUCCAGUCGGGUGUGGCGGUGAGCGACGGACGCUGGCACGCCGUGCGCGUCAAGCGCGACUGGAGGAAUACCACGCUUGAGGUGGACGGGAUGGAGGGCUGGGCGGAGGUGAAGAGCAAGCGCCGAGACAUGACGGUGUUCAGCCACACCUUCAUGGGCGGGGUGUCUCCGGAGCUGCACUCGUCCCCGCUGCGCCUCACCUCGCCCGCCAUCAGAGAACACAACCCUUUCCGGGGCUGGGUCACCGCGGUGACGGUGAACGGCUCGGCGACCGCGCUGGAGGAGUCGGAGGGCGUGGCCGUGAGCUCGGGGUGUGGGCCCGACCACGUGUGUCAGAACGGAGGCGUGUGCAGCGUCGUGAACGACCAGCGCAUCUGCGACUGCUCCCACACCGGUUACCAAGGCAACGACUGCAGUGAAGUGCACAGCUACAGCCCAGGUCUGGCUCACUUGAUGAUCGGCGACCAAGGCUGCAGUUGUCUCUAG